Molecule: messenger RNA, 2560 nt
Organism: Conger conger (European conger)
Lineage: Eukaryota; Metazoa; Chordata; Actinopteri; Anguilliformes; Congridae
Gene: trim35-28
Product: tripartite motif containing 35-28
Exons: 6
Coding region: 1-1038 (345 amino acids)
Molecular function (GO): protein binding
Source: RefSeq, a predicted model, not a curated record
AUGGUGCAGUGGGAGGAACUGGACAUUAAAUUGAAAGUCUUGGACGAGAAAUUUGAAUUUUUUAAAAGACUUAAGCGCACAUAUAAUGCCACAUCGGAGUACAUCCAGAGCCAAGCUCAGCAGACAGAGAAACUCAUAAAGACGGAGUUUGAGAAACUCCAUGGCUUCCUGAGUGAGGCGGAGGCAGGCAGGAUUGCCAUGUUGAGAGAGGAGGAGGAGCUGAAGAAGCGGGGGAUGGCGGAAAGGAUCGCCAGUCUUAACCGAGACAUUGCUGCACUGACUGAUCUUAUCCGAUCUGUAAAAAGGGAGAUGGGAGCGGAUAACUUAUGUUUCCUGCAGAACUUCCAAGCCUUGAAAAGAAGCCGGGGAGUACUUUUCAAAGUAAAGCGAAAUUUAUUUCAGUCCUUUUGUUUUGUUUACAUACAAAGUGGGGGGUGUCAGGGUCAGGGGUCAUUGCUGAUGUUUUGUGGAAGCGGUUAUAUUUCAUGUGUCUCUCUGGCCUCCUCAGUCCCAGUGAUACUGGACCCCAACACUGCGUCCCCCUGGCUCUCCCUGUCCCCGGGCAUGAGCGGCGUGUCUGGCAGUAAGGAGAGGCUGCCUCUGCCAGACAACGGGGACCGCUUCGACCCCUGCGUGUUCGUCCUGGGCUCGGAGGGCUUCUCCUCCGGACGCCACAACUGGGACGUCUGCGUGGGCGAAAACCCCAAGUGGAUUGUGGGCGUGUGCAAGAAGUCGCUGCCCCGGAAACGCAAGUUCACCAUGUCCCCCAAGAGCGGCGUGUGGUCGGUGGGGCUGAGCAAAGGGGUGUACAGUGCCCUCACCGUGCCCCGCACGCAGCUGCACCUGCAGAAGCUGGAGAAGAUCAGGGUGAAGCUCAAAUGUGAAAAGGGCACGGUGUCCUUCUGGGACCCCAGCAACGAGCAGCACAUCUGUACCUUCAACGACGCGUUCACCGAGCCCGUGUUUCCGCUCUUGGGCCCGGGCAUUCACGCGGAGGCCUUGACCAUCGCCCCGACGAAGGUCUCCAUUCACUACUGACUGCCCACGGGCCUGCUCGGCCACCGGCUCUCACCGCUUCACCUUGCUGUUGGUGUGACCGAGAUGAGAUCAGAGUCAUUGGCGGAGGAAGUACUUUGACAGCCUGAUUUGGGUCUUUUGAUCUUUCAUGAUAUGCAGAAAAAAAAUAAGAAAAUGAUUACUUUAUAAAAUUGUGGACAGUGGUUGCACGCAGUAUUAUUAAGGACUGACUUAAUAAUAUUGCGAGCGACCACUGUCCAUAAUUCUUUUUCAACGAUUAAUUGCCUAUGUUCAAAUUAAAAAUCUAUUUGCUUUCCUUGUUAUGCAUCAGACAAUUCAUAAUUCCUAUCAACUUUUUUUCUUUUUACUCUUCACGUCAGAGAGAUUCAGUGGGUUUGGGGACUUUAUAGGACAACUUCACCCUACAUAAGUAAACAGAUGGAGGAUUUAUAAAAUAUGAAAAUAUGCUAAAACAACCAUGCUCAGUUAUAUCAAUGAUGCACUGGAAGUAUUGGUCUUUGCAAAUAUUUGCUGAAUCCAUGCUCCUCUGCUUGUAUUUACAUUACAUUAAUGGAAUUUUGGCAGACACUCUUAUCCAGAGCGACAUACAGUUGAUUAGAGUAAGCAAGAGACAAUCCUCCCCUGGAGCAAUGCAGGGUUAAGGGCCUUGCUCAAGGGCCCAACGGCUGUGCGGAUCUUAUUGUGGCUAUAUCAAGGAUUUGAAAUUUCUGUUGGAGCAGACAAAUUUAUACUAGAAAUACUGAUUGGGCAAAUUAGUAUCAUUUGUAAGUGUCAGUGGGUCUGAAUAGUUGCCCGGGACUCUGUAUGUACAUAAACUUUCCUGCUCUCUACUUCAUAAUAAGAUAUUUUAUGAUCUAUACAGGUAUGGGUACUUUUCCUCAGUCAAUAUGCAACUUGGCGUGCCAGUAUAUCAUUCUUAUCUUUCUUGUAAUUUAAUAAUUUUGGGAACUGUAUUACAAUGCAAAAUUAGAAGACCUGAAUUGCAGAAUACAACAGAAUUGUACAAGUUACGAAAAAUAAACUUGCAUUGUUUUAUUUUGCUGCAGCUUAAUUAAUGACAGAAUUUACUUUCAUCAGUUUAAAAUGUCCACAAGAGGGCGCUUAAAACUAUGUAAAAUGUGCAACUCCAAAUAAAUGACAAAAUUCGUUUUUGUAGUAAUAAUAGCUGAACAUGACAUUGCAGUGCUGUUUUCUAUCUUUAACAGACAUGUAUUCCCAUAGUAGCUCGACAUUGAAGAGUCAUAAAUCUUACCUUGUUGAUUGUUGGUCUCAACUAUUUACAUUUACUUAAUUUACUUAAUCAAACAUUCUGCUUCACUGAUUAUCUCCCUCAAAUGAGGUCAAAGUGUUAUCUGAACUGUCUCUCACACUGGAGCAGAAUCCAGUGGUUGAAAAAGGUACCCAAGCUGAUAAUACUACAUUUGACCAGCAAAAAUAAUGCGAAAAAAAUUUAGACAAAUCUCCUAAUUGUAUAUUGCACAAUGCAUAAUAAAGGCUGUCAAGCAAAGCAGUUUUGGAAAAA